This is a messenger RNA of Chrysemys picta bellii (western painted turtle), 1395 nucleotides long. The record is from RefSeq and is a predicted model, not a curated record. Lineage: Eukaryota; Metazoa; Chordata; Testudines; Emydidae.
AUGGCCGGGGUGGGCUUUGAGGAGUUCUCGGUGCCCCCGGGCUCGGAGCUGGCGCUGCCCCCGCUCUUCGGGGGGAACAUCCUGGAGAGCGAGCUGGAGACGGAGGUGGAGUUCGUGGACGGGGGGCUGAGCGGGGACAACCUGCAGGACGAGGAGGAGGAGGAGAGCCAGCAGCGGCAGCGCGAGCUGGGCCGCCGGAAGAUUCAGGCGUUGUGCCGGCGCUGCAAGGAGAUGGAGCAGGUGGGGCGGGGGUGCCGCGUGGGCUGGAGCUGGAUCCGGAUCCAGGGCUGGGGACCAAACCUGGCCCUGUCCCCUGAGCCCUCCCACCUGGCCCGACUGGGCUCCAAUCUCAGUGAUUCUGGAUCUGGACAGGGCCCUGAUGUCAGUCUCGCUCUUUGUCCCCCCUAUAGAUUCCUUAUGAGGGUCCUGGAUUCCUACGGGGAUGACUAUAGACAGAGCCAGCUCACCAUUGUCCUAGAGGAUGAAGGCAGCCCCAGCACAGAAGCCCCCACCCCAGGCAAUACUGAGAACGAACCUCCAGAGAAGGAGACCCCCCGGCGCUUCCCUGGCCCCCCACCGGCUGGCCCAGAGCCCAAGAGCCCAUCCCAGGCGGAAACCCCCACUGGAAAAAAGCGUCGCCGGCACGGGCGUGAGGACAAGGAGCAGAGGGGCAGGCGGCUGGCCCCUGCCCUCCUCCCCAUAGAUGACUUCCCUGCACAGCUCAAAGAAGAGGACGAGUUCCCCUGCGACCAGGAUGCUGUACUUACCUCCAGCUGGCCCCUGCCUCGGCCCAAGCUCCUCCCUUACCCCAAGUUCUCCAGCCCCGGGGCCUGCGCUGAUUUUGACUGAACCCUCCUGAAACUGACCCGGCCCCUCGCUCCGGCCCUCAAAGGGUUAAACCAGGAGGGGUGCAGCCCUUCCCUGUGAACUAGAGGGUUAACCCCCUGUACACCAGUCUCCUGUGCUGCGGGACCGACAGCCAAGCAGGGACAGGGUGGGGAGCCCCCAGCCGGCUGGGAGAAGGUUUCCCAGGGUGGGUAAAACUCCUGCCGUAAUCUUUCAGGUGUAAAAGCCCUGCGGAGCAAGGCAGGUCACGUAACAGGGAAAUAAAGAGACGCUGGCCUGGGCCACAGUGAACAAAGACUGAGUGAACUCUGCUGUACCGAGUUAGAGCAGGGGGUGGGGAUGCCUGGGUUCUGUCCCUGGGAGGGCAGUGGGGUCUAGUGGUUAGAAGGGGGGAGGAGGAGGGUCUAGGGCAGUGGUUUCUCCCCCUGGCUCUGGACAGGGAGUGGGGUCUGAUCUUUUUGUCUGCUCUUUGCACAGCCCCAUGGCUCCUGUGUUGAUGGGACUGUCAUUGCUACCCCCUAAUUAGUAAUAAAUGGAGUCAGGACACCA